Fusarium odoratissimum NRRL 54006 is the source of this 1243-nucleotide messenger RNA. RefSeq lists its product as uncharacterized. NCBI's taxonomy places the organism in Eukaryota, Fungi, Ascomycota, Sordariomycetes, Hypocreales, Nectriaceae. The transcript has a single exon. The record is from RefSeq and is a predicted model, not a curated record. Gene Ontology annotation, molecular function: NAD binding. Bases 165 to 1181 code for a protein of 338 amino acids.
GAUAGAUCUUGGCGAGGAAGAGCCGCGCAACAAGAUAUGUAACCCUUUUACCUUGAACACUCCAGCCCUCCGUUCCCUCUAGCCCACACCAAUCAUCUAGAAGUCUCGUGUAUCUGCAGGGCGCUUCCAGAGUCGUUUACUCCAUUCAUCCGCCCCUGUUCGCCAUGUCGAAGCUAAAUCAGGAUCUUGUGGUCGUGGCCACUGUCCAGUGGGACUCUCAAGAAAUCGACAUCAUUCGAAAAGCAUUUGAGCCAGCCGAGUUUGUUCAUAUCCGCAGAGGCGAGCAGCACAUUUUUGACCAGGCCAUUAAGCGUGCCCAAAUUGCCAUAUUGGCCAGCGACGUCACCCCAGGCAUGCUUUCUGAUGCGCCAAAUCUGAUCUGGAUUCAUUGUGAUCACGCUGGUCUCAACAAAUCGGCCCGCCCCGAGGUGUUUGAGCGAGGCCUAGUCAUCACCAGUUCAGCGGGCCGCUCAUCACCUGCACUUGCUCAGCAUGCCUUUUUCUUCGCUCUUUCAUUAAGGUACGACUCCAGGGGCUUGUUCCAGCGUCAGGUGUCCUGUCAGUGGCAUAAUGGACGUGAGGAGCUGCGCCUGCGGGGUGCUCUUUGGGGCCAGAGCUUGGGCAUCCUGGGCUUUGGCAAUACGGGUAAGGAGAUGGCCCUGUUGGGCAGAGCCUUUGGCAUGCACGUUACCGUUAUUAAACGAAGAAAGCUCAGUGGCGACUCCAAGCUACCUGAUAACGUCGACGUCAUGCUGAGUACCGAGAAUGGAGACAGUAUAGAGGGACUUCUUGGGUGCGAUGUUGUAAUGCUCGCAGCUAGCCUCACCGACGAGACAUAUCAUCUGUUUGGAGCGACUCAGUUCAGGCAGAUGAAGCCAUCCUCUGUCAUCAUUAACAUGGGGAGAGGCUCAUUGAUUGAUGAAACCGCUUUGGUAACCGCCCUGAAGGCUGGCGAAAUUGCGGGAGCUGGACUUGAUGUAUUCGAAGUUGAGCCAUUGCCCGAGCAGUCCCCUCUGUGGAAGUUACCCAAUGUGGUUAUCACGCCUCACUCGACGCCGGGAAUGCCAGAUCGCACGGCUCGGUCUAUAGAGAUCAUCUGUGACAACAUCCGGCGGUUCAAAAACAACCAGCCGUUACUCAACGCAUUAGAACAGGGCGAUAUCUAUACUAAGGGUCUUUAACCUGAUGGUCUAAUGAGUUUAGACUGAAUAUACCCAUACAAAUAUACAUAUACUACGCGCUG